Messenger RNA from Sphenostylis stenocarpa, 1545 nucleotides. NCBI's taxonomy places the organism in Eukaryota, Viridiplantae, Streptophyta, Magnoliopsida, Fabales, Fabaceae. The record is from the annotation of a GenBank genome assembly.
AUGGAUGAGGGCAAAGCAGAACCUCAGAAAUCUAUUCAGGAUUUUGAUCCUCAAAAGUCCCCCAAAAGGAACAAGUUUGCCUUCGCAUGUGCCAUAUUGGCUUCCAUGACUUCCAUAUUACUUGGCUAUGACGUUGGGGUGAUGAGUGGAGCGGUGAUAUAUAUAAAGAGGGACCUGAAACUGACGGACGUGCAAAUCGAGAUCGUGGUGGGAAUCAUCAACCUUUACUCUCUGAUAGGUUCGUGCCUCGCCGGCAGAACCUCCGAUUGGAUCGGUCGGCGUUACACCAUCGUCCUGGCGGGAUGCAUCUUCUUCACCGGAGCCAUCCUCAUGGGAUUCUCUCCGAACUAUCCGUUUCUGAUGUUCGCACGCUUUGUCGCCGGUGUGGGCAUCGGUUACGCUCUCAUGAUUGCCCCCGUCUACACCGCCGAAGUCUCCCCUCCUUCCUGCCGUGGCUUCCUCACAUCCUUCCCCGAGGUAUUCGUGAAUGGAGGGAUAUUACUGGGUUACAUAUCAAACUACGGGUUUUCGAAGCUGCCACUUAAGCUGGGAUGGAGGAUGAUGCUGGGAGUGGGGGCUGUUCCUUCAGUGAUACUGGCGGUGGGAGUGUUAGCCAUGCCGGAGUCCCCACGGUGGCUAGUCAUGAGAGGUAGGCUCGGCGAAGCUACAAAAGUUCUCAACAAAAUCUCCGACUCUCCCCAAGAGGCUCAGCUCAGACUAGCCGAUAUCAAAGCCGCCGCUGGCAUCCCGGAGAACUGCGACGACGACGUCGUUGAAGUAUCCAACCAACACCGCGGCGGAGAUGGAGUGUGGAAAGAGUUACUCCUUUACCCUACACCGGCGGUGCGUCACAUCCUCAUCGCCGCUCUCGGCAUCCACUUCUUCCAACAGGCUUCGGGCAUAGACGCCGUCGUGUUGUACAGCCCCGAGAUUUUCAAGAAGGCUGGCCUCGAAUCCGACGGUGAGCAGCUUCUCGCAACCGUGGCCGUUGGAUUCGCCAAGACCGUUUUCAUCUUAGUGGCUACGUUUUUGUUGGAUCGGGUCGGGCGUCGGCCCCUGUUAUUGACCAGCGUUGGCGGGAUGGUCUUGUCGCUUCUCACGCUCGGCGUGAGCCUCACCGUCAUUGAUCACUCACGCGCCGGGCUCAAGUGGGCCAUUGGGCUGAGCAUAGGGACAGUUUUGUCCUACGUGUCCACGUUCUCCGUCGGGGCGGGUCCCAUUACGUGGGUCUACAGCUCCGAGAUCUUCCCGUUGAGGCUACGCGCCCAGGGUGCGGCUAUGGGAGUUGUGGUGAAUAGGGUGACGAGUGGGGUUAUCUCAAUGACGUUCUUGUCCCUGUCAGAUAAGAUCACCAUUGGUGGGGCCUUCUUAAUAUUUGGGGGAGUCGCGAUGUGUGGAUGGAUCUUCUUCUUUACCAUGCUCCCCGAAACACAGGGCAAGACCCUCGAGGAAAUGGAAGGGUCUUUUGGUAAAUUCGCUGCGUGGUCUCAAAGCAAGGGUAAAAAGGACAUUGACAACAAUGCAGAGAUACAAUUAGUCCAUUAG